AUGGCUCACAAGACCGAUAAGUCGAAUUCUAUCCUUGACAAUGACAAUGAUGUCCGCAACAAUUCCUCGAUCAUUAAGGAGGCAGACAUGUCUUCUGGCGCCAUGGCACGUCUAGAUUCCCACGAGUUUCUCUCCACUCACACCGACACAACAUUUGGCAACAAAUUGGACGGUGAGACAAUCAAGAAGACCAACGCUGGCAGAAUCAUGACGAACCCCAAUGGAUCUGGUCGAGCGUCCACACCAGCAAAUCGUGCUUUCUCACACCCCGAGGAAGAACCGUUGUCAGAUCUAGUGCGACAGAUUAUCUUUGGAAGCGGAAUGACACCCGGUCUCGAAGCUAUGCGGAAGACACCACAAUGGUUAGCGGCGAUGGCGGAGCGCAGAAACUCGGAAACGGACAAGGAAAAUCUGGAGCAAGAGAUGAGAGACCGAGGAGCACAAUACAUUCAUCAUGCGAAUCUUCCAAUUCGCGAGUCUGGAAAGAGAUGGGCAAGCGACAGUGGAAAUCAGUCUAAAGAACACUGA
Exophiala mesophila is the source of this 528-nucleotide messenger RNA. RefSeq lists its product as uncharacterized. Bases 1 to 528 code for a protein of 175 amino acids. Lineage: Eukaryota; Fungi; Ascomycota; Eurotiomycetes; Chaetothyriales; Herpotrichiellaceae. The record is from RefSeq and is a predicted model, not a curated record. The transcript is spliced from 2 exons.